ACUCUGCACCCAAAUUAAAGUGAAUCCCCAAAUUUCUUCUGCAAUUUCACUUCUCACCCUUCUCAACCUCUAGGGUUUCUGUUUCUCCUCAUCCCAAAUCUCAUCAAUCUUUCUUCAGUCUUUUCACCAUAAGAAUCAACCCUUUUGGUCUCAUCAUCACCAGACAUGCACCACACCCAAAACCCACAUAAAAAUCACACCUUUAUACCAACCCUAAUCCCCAUAUAACCUUUAGAUGCACAAUCAUCAUGGAUCCGAAUGCUGUGGUGUUGGAAAUCAGCUCCGAUGAAGAGGGUGCGUGGGAUGAUCAUGUGGAUAAAGGCAUCAUUAACGGCACCGAAGAUUAUAACUGGAUAGCGGAUAUUCUUGACGAGGUUAAUCGAGGUGAUUGCCGGUACGAUGAUGGAGGCGAUGAUUCCGAUGAAGUGGUCUUGGUUGGUGAAGUUUUGCCCAAGAAACCUAGGAAGAAAUUGGCGGUAAAGUCGUCUGCUUUAGUUCAGUUUGAUGAUGACUGCGUGGUUCUUGAUCAUGACCCGGAUAAGCCUCCGGAGGCCCGAAGGGAUGACCCGACUGAUCGGGUUGAGGACGAUGAGGAUGAUGAUGAUGAUAUUGUUGUUGUUAGCGAAAAGGGGCAGGUGGCAUGUCGAGAUUAUCCCCAUUCAAGACACCUUUGUAUCAAAUUUCCCUUCUCCUCUACACCAAAACAAACUCACUGUGAUCAGUGCUACUGCUAUGUUUGUGAUUCACUCGCUCCAUGUAUCUAUUGGGGCAAUGGUAGUGGCGGUAUCGAUCAUUGUCUCGCCACUGAUAAAAGUGACUUCUGGAAAGUCGAGCGACAAAAUUCCAAGAAUGUUGGUAAAGAUACCGGUGUUCCACCUUUGAACCCGGUCCCGGUCCCGGCUCCUCAAACUCCUUCCAUCGACCACAAUCAGACCCUGGUGCCAAAUCCUAUUCGGGCUUGCCCUGUAACAUCUAGUUAUGUAGUUCCGAACAUUGUUAACCAGGAUCGAAGCUCGUUUUUAUCAUCUAGGAACAAGUAUCAACCCGGUUUAGUCUCCCAACAGUUGACCCGAGCAAGUAGCUGCACCAUUCCAGGAAGUAGGGUGCACCAUAAUUAUGACCUAGCUACCCCGCUUCACAGGCCCGUAUUCAAACGAACGGCUUCGGAUGUGUUUGCUUUUGCUCCAACAGCAAACCAAUAUUCAUAUAGCUCGUAUUAUAGAGGGAAUUACAGAAACACUUUUACGUCUGCUUCACAGCCAAACAUCGUCAACACUCCGGUUACAUUUUCUCCAAGGUCAAACACCCCGUUUGACUUAUCACCAAAUUUCCAACCAAGUAUGGACCCACGUGUUGAGCCCCCGGUUUUGUUUCAACCCAACCCAAUUCCGUUAUCUUCUCAAGCUCAAGGGAAUUCUUCUCUACCACAAUAUACAGUUCCUUCUGAAGCCUCACGGCAAGAAAGUCAACGGUCAGCAGUUGACCCGAAGUUUUUUCAAGGAAUUAGUUGGCCUCAAAGUCAGAUAAACCAGCAACAGCAACCGCAACCUGAUGCUCAAAGCUCGUUACUUGACGGUGUGGGUGCGGUUGGUGCGACCAACCAGCCCCCUCUUGCGAGUGGUUCUGGAGGUGCAGUCGAUUAUGAGUUUGAUAAUUGGAUGUUUAACCCGCAGCCCUGUGAAGCGGGGUCCAUGGGCAGUUCGGGACAGUUUGGGUUGAGUGAGUUUUCUCCUGACCCAGGCUUUAUGGAUUCAGCCCAGGAUAGUCUAGUGUUGGGACCAUUGAUCUGUUCGUUAACAUGUUUAUAAUGAUCGAGACCAGCUUGAGAUCAUGCCUUAAACUGAGACCCAAGACGGCAAGACCUGUAUCCUGUUUUUGAGGCCAGGAAUGGACUGAUACUUUAUCAAAGUCUGGUCGGGAUCAAGUCUUGCGUUAGGCCGAAUACAACUUGGGACCGUACAUUUUUGCUUUUUUUUAUUAGAUUGUAAAAUAUUAUUAUUUCAUUCGAGUAUUCUAAACUUGGAGCCCGGAUACUGUUAUCUAAGUGAGGCAAUCGUCUUAGGUUAGCCAUAGUAGACAGGUGACGGGUUAAAAUUGUUAAACGUGGACACUUCUCAGUAAAUUUAUGUGUCGACUGUGCACUUAAAAGAUAAAUCAAGCAAUAGGUUGAGAAGUUGUUGCAGGUUG
Helianthus annuus (common sunflower) is the source of this 2187-nucleotide messenger RNA. RefSeq lists its product as uncharacterized. Bases 249 to 1808 code for a protein of 519 amino acids. The transcript is spliced from 4 exons. NCBI's taxonomy places the organism in Eukaryota, Viridiplantae, Streptophyta, Magnoliopsida, Asterales, Asteraceae. The record is from RefSeq and is a predicted model, not a curated record.